Messenger RNA from Trichoderma virens Gv29-8, 1347 nucleotides. RefSeq lists its product as uncharacterized. The record is from RefSeq and is a predicted model, not a curated record. The transcript has a single exon. Bases 1 to 1347 code for a protein of 448 amino acids. NCBI's taxonomy places the organism in Eukaryota, Fungi, Ascomycota, Sordariomycetes, Hypocreales, Hypocreaceae.
AUGGCACCGGCCGACCUUAUCACCUUGCCUAGCGAGAUUCUCCUUUCGAUUUGUAAAGAUAUGUGUCCCCACUGCUCUACUUCUGCAUCAAAAUGGAGUGACGAAGAUUACAAACGGGGUCUGCGAUCUCUCGUUCAGACAUGUCGGCGUUUGCACGAGAUCGCGGAACCGGUUCAGUAUCAUGAUGUUCGCCUUGGGGAUACUAGAGGGCAUGCUAUAUGUUUUCUGCGUACUCUCCUUGAGCGACCAGACUUGGCUGCCCAAGUACGCUGGUUUAGCAAUAUCGAUAGCAGCUCCUAUUGGCUAUUGUGGAAGGACAUCGAGGCUUUUGGAGGAGCAGCACUACGUCUUUACAUCAACAGGAUUGGCGGAUGGUUUGGGAUGGCACUGUGGAACGGAAUCGACUGGCACCAGGAGCUCCUUGAAUUGACGCUAGGCCUCCUCCCGAAUGCAGAAAAAUUGAGACUCGAGGCGCCGUACUGGUACGAAAAGGGCUUUAGUAGCUUAAUCACAGAAUUUGUCCCCAUGGAAUCCGUCACCAUGUUGCAAAUGAUUCCUGAGGAAGAGUAUAGCCUUGGCGUCCGCCGCGGCUUGAUGGACCUUGGCCCCCAGCGCGACUUUCUGGCCAUGAUGCCAUGCCUGAAGGACUUGAAGAUACAUCGAUACGGACGCAUUUCAGAGCAUCUGCCUCUUUCUGAAGUUUGUUCUUUAUCGCUCGAGGACUGCUGCAUUAGCAAGCGGAGUCUACGGAAAAUCAUUGACUCUUGUCCGAAAUUGGAAUGUUUUAAUUACGUAUUUAGAGACGUCGGAGUUGUUGACGCUGAUCCGUUUACAUGGGGACAGGCGCAACAAAUGCUGCGCUCCCGAAGACAGACUCUGAAGAAGGUAAAUUUCGAGUUCGGCAAAAUGUACCUUACUACUAGGGACGAGCCUUUAGAACCGGGAGAUUACUUGGGCAGUUUCCACGACUUCGAGAAGCUGGAGACGCUGUGGGUGCGAACGACCAGUUUUGGCGCGCAAGAUGAUGAUACAACUAUCCCCACGUUCCCGGCAAACGUUCAAGAUUUGAUUAGCAAGUUGCCUGGAUCACUUAUUUGCCUUGGCUUUUGCGGUUCACAUAAAAAUUGGGAUGGGAUAAAAAUACUGGCAAUGGCAAUUCGAGAGGGCCAUUUCCCGAAGCUCAAGACUGUGAUGGUGGAACAAGAGCAAACGGAGUUUGAAGAGUCAUGUGAGAUCCUGGCUGCCGUUGGUGUGGUUUGCGGGUUUCUAAAUAAUGAGCUUUAUGACUCUUUCCCGCGUUGUCUCCAUCGACAGUAUAUAAAAAAGAGUAAGAGCCGACGUCACUGA